GCGCGGAGCUGCCGCGGCUUGGGAGCUCUGAGAGCUCGCGGUGCUGCUGCGAGGGGGGGACCUGUGGCUGCUGCUGGAGCAUCUCCGGAGGGGGGAGCAGUGGAUGCAGGUGCAGCAGCCCGUGCUUGGUGCCGCCUUUGUUUCGUGCUGGGACCCUCCCGUCGCUAUGAGCGCCUCUCCCUCCAGAGUGAUCCCCCUGCUGCUGGGGGCCGCGAUGCUGUGGGGGCCGAGCUGCCUCUCCCUGCGAGUCCUCAGCGGUCAAAAAGUGUGUUAUGGAGAUAUCAAGCGUCCCUGUUACAAGAUAGCCUACUUCCAGGACUUGUCAAGACGUGUUGGCUUUCAGGAGGCCCGUCAUGCCUGUGAAAUCGAUGGUGGUGUGCUUUUAAGUCUGGAAAGUGAAGCUGAACAGAAGCUCAUAGAAAACAUGUUACAAAACCUCACUAAGUCGGGCUCUGGGAUUUCUGAUGGUGACUUCUGGAUUGGAUUGUGGAGAAGCGGAGAGGGACAAGCAACAUCGAGUGCUUGCCCUGAGCUCUACCAAUGGACUGAUGGAACCGUUUCAUCAUUCAGAAAUUGGUAUACAGAUGAGCCUUCCUGUGGAAGUGAAGCUUGUGUUGUGAUGUAUCAUCAACCAACUGCAAACCCUGGCCUUGGGGGGCCUUACCUUUACCAGUGGAAUGACGACAGAUGCAACAUGAAGCACAAUUUUAUCUGCAAGUAUAGUCCAGAUAAUGUCCUAGAAAAAGAACUAGGCGACAGAACAGACACAGAUUAUGAGGUUUUUCCAUCAGUGACAGCAGGAAAGCCUUAUGAUGAAAACAAACCAGAAGAUAAUUCUCAUGUAGUUGUUACUGAAACAGGUAUAAUUCCAAAUUUAAUUUAUGUUGUUAUACCAACCAUACCACUGCUGUUGUUGAUAUUAGUGGCUUUUGGUACUUGCUGUUUCCAGAUGCUACACAAAAGUAAAGGAAGAACAAAAACCAGCCCAAACCAGUCCACAUUAUGGAUUUCAAAGAACCCCAGGAAGGACAGUACCAUGGAGGUAUAACAAUUUAAUGACUGAACACAAAGCAAAAAUAAUAUUUUACAGUCAGGCUCUAUUAUAAUGUCAUCUCAGCACAUUAGCUUGGAAUGGCUUGAGACUGCAAUGGAUCAGCAAGAUGAACUGUAAGCUCCCCCUUGAGGCAACUAUUCAGAUCAUUUUUGUAUGUAACAUUUGAUUAUUAAUUAAAUGAACCAUGUCAUGCUAAAGAAAGAAAGAGGAUGUGUCUAUUUUGCUAAGGGAAGUAACUCGGUUACAACUGAGCAGGGGAAUGGACAAUGCAUUUGAAGUUUAU
Mauremys reevesii (Reeves's turtle) is the source of this 1337-nucleotide messenger RNA. RefSeq names its product chondrolectin (gene CHODL). Lineage: Eukaryota; Metazoa; Chordata; Testudines; Geoemydidae. The coding region runs from base 104 to 1048 and encodes 314 amino acids. The record is from RefSeq and is a predicted model, not a curated record. The transcript has 7 exons. Gene Ontology annotation, biological process: positive regulation of axonogenesis. Gene Ontology annotation, cellular component: cytoplasm.